Molecule: messenger RNA, 654 nt
Organism: Jaculus jaculus (lesser Egyptian jerboa)
Lineage: Eukaryota; Metazoa; Chordata; Mammalia; Rodentia; Dipodidae
Product: C-type lectin domain family 4 member E
Exons: 6
Coding region: 1-654 (217 amino acids)
Source: RefSeq, a predicted model, not a curated record
AUGAGUUCUUCUACAUCACCUGCAUCACAAAGCACAGAGACAGGGUGCUUCUCUCCACAAGUGCUCUCAUGGACUGUGGCUGGGGUCUCUGUCCUGCUUCUCAGUGUCUGUUUCAUCGCCAGAUGUGUUGUAACAUAUCACAGCUCUCAAACUUGUGAUAAGAAAAAGUUCCAACCACAUGAAAAUGUCAAGGAGCUCUCUUGUGACAGUGACUUAUCAGGUUCAGUGAAGAAUUGUUGCCCACCGCACUGGGCACAUUUUCAAUCUAGCUGCUACUUUUUCUCUACAACCACCAUGUCCUGGGCAUCAAGUUCAAGAAACUGCUCUGGCAUGGGGGCUCAUCUGGUAGUUAUCAACUCACAAGAGGAACAGGAAUUUCUUUUCCAUACAAAACCUAGAAAGAGAGAGUUUUAUAUUGGACUAACAGACCAAAUGAUUGAGGGCCAGUGGCAAUGGGUGGAUGGCACACCCUUCACAGAAUCACUGAGCUUCUGGGAUGCAGGAGAGCCUAACAACAUAGUUAUGGUUGAGGACUGUGCCACCAUAAGGGACUCUUCAAAUUCAAGGAAAAACUGGAAUGAUGUACCCUGUUUCUUCAAUAUGUUUCGAAUUUGUGAAAUGCCAGAAAUAAGUCUUUUGGACAAAUACAAAUGA